This is a messenger RNA of Cynara cardunculus var. scolymus (artichoke), 1422 nucleotides long. RefSeq names its product receptor-like protein kinase FERONIA. Gene Ontology annotation, molecular function: ATP binding; transmembrane receptor protein tyrosine kinase activity. Lineage: Eukaryota; Viridiplantae; Streptophyta; Magnoliopsida; Asterales; Asteraceae. The transcript has 3 exons. Bases 1 to 1422 code for a protein of 473 amino acids. Gene Ontology annotation, cellular component: plasma membrane; plasmodesma. The record is from RefSeq and is a predicted model, not a curated record. Gene Ontology annotation, biological process: protein autophosphorylation.
AUGGAGUCUGAAUCUUCAUCCUCCUCCACCUCCGGCUUACAAGGGUCACAACCCUGCCGUCACUUCCAUUUUUUAGAGAUUCAGCUUGCAACUAACGACUUUGAUGACUCCUUAGUAAUUGGACGUGGGGGUUUUGGAAAAGUUUACAGAUGCAAUGUUACCAAUGGACCAAGUCUUGUCGAUGCUGCCAUUAAACGCUUGGAUUCCAUGUCCAAUCAAGGAGCAGCUGAGUUCUGGACGGAAGUUGAGAUGCUAUCUAAGUUGCGACACUGUAAUCUUGUGUCUUUGUUUGGAUAUUGUAAUCAUGGAAAAGAGAUGAUCCUUGUAUAUGAAUAUAUGCCCAAUGGUACACUUGAAGAUCAUCUCCAUAAACUUGGYACWCCUCUUUCUUGGAUUCAGCGUCUCAAUAUCUGCAUAGGUGCUGCUCGUGGAUUGCACUACCUACACACUGGUACAGGGAUUCAGGUUGGGGUUAUACAUCGUGAUGUCAAGAGCUCAAAUAUUUUGUUGCAUGAAAGUUGGGCAGCUAAAAUUUCAGAUUUUGGGUUGUCCAAAAUCGGCCCAACGAAUCAACCAUCAACUUGUGUCAACACCCUUGUUAAAGGCACUUUUGGGUAUUUAGAUCCUGAUUAUUAUGCAACCGGAAAGUUGACACGGAAGUCUGAUGUGUAUGCUCUUGGCGUGGUAUUGUUGGAAGUGUUGUGUCGGAAGCGUGCUGUGGAUGCAACUCUUGAUGAGGAGCAAUGGAAUUUAGCAAGAUGGGCUCAAGAAUCUAUCAAAGAAGGAAAACUGAAGCACAUAAUUGAUUCUGAUAUAAAGGAUCAAAUAUCCCCAAAAUGUUUGAGAGAGUUUGUUCGAAUUGUAGUGAGCUGUUUGCACAACAAUCCAAAGCAACGCUCUACCAUGGCUGGAGUCGUGGCCAGUCUUGAGUCUGUACUAACCUUACAAGAGAAAUUCAAUAACUCACUGCAACCUGUAGCCAAUAGAACUAUAUUUGGUUGGAUGGUUGAUGUGUUUCCCUUCCUCACCAAUGGAGACAAUUCUGCCAAUUCAAAGCAAUCAAGUAAUACCAAGAGCAACAGCAGCACUGUUGAUAAUACUGUAGGGGCUGAAUACAAUAUGUUUCUGGGCAGAAGAGAAGUUCCUACAGAUUACAAAACUAAAAGUUUAAAAGAAUUUAAGUUUACUGAUCUGAAGAAGGCUACAAGUAACUUUAGUCCAAAGCUGCAGUUGGGUGAAGGAGGUUUCGGAGGGGUGUUUUUAGGGUGGAUCGACAAGAACACCUUCGCCCCAUCAGAACAUGGUGUUGGAAUUGGUGUUGCUAUAAAAAGGCUCAAUGGAGAAGGAGUUCAAGGACAUGCUGAAUGGCAGAUUGGGAUAUUUUUACUAGACGAUAAUGUUGGUAAUCUUAUUCAUGCUUGA